AUGAACAAAAACGUGAUAAGCUAUACAGAAUGCUGCAGCAAAUUGGAAAAAAUCGCGUCUAAACGAAGAAUUUAUGGAUCUGAAUCGGCUCUCAGGUUGCACAAAAAAGAAUCCAAACUUGAUGUAUCUAAUGAAAAUCUUCUCAAAGAAACAAAACAAAAAAUUAAAAAAAUGCCGUUUAUUUGUGCCAGUAGCGCUAACAAAAGUUAUAAUAUGGGUGUAAACAUACAAACAACUUUGUCCAUGAUAAAGCAAUUCCCUGGUCAAAGUUAUGAUGAUCUGGAUUCGAUAAAUGCAUCUACUAACUUCAUCAUUGAAACAAAAUCGAACAAAAACAGCAAAACGAGCUUAAUAUCACAGCAAUCUUCUGAUGGUCAAAUUUGCCCAGUUAUUUCUGAAGAAAAAUUUAUAAUACAAGAGGACAAUACCGAUAAUGGUUUUAAGCUAAACCCGUGGGCAGUAAAACAAACCGAUACUAUUAAAAAUCAUACUGAGUGCGAUCAACAAAAAAGUUCUUGUUCUUGUCCGAAUCGUUCCAUGGAUAGUUACCAAAAAGUAAUGGCGCCUUUUAUGAUUCAUUUGAAACGUAAACAUAAAUCAAUAGAAGCUCCUCAAAAUCCUUACACUAAAGCAAAAGUCGUACAAUACUACGAAUUAUUGUCCAAGCACAUGCAAGAGCUUAAGCUAACUAUAGGCGCAAUGGACAGUGAACUUCGAACAUUAACAGAAAAAUACAAUAAGCUAUACGAUCAACAUAUUCGGGAUCAAAACAAAAAUCUCAUACCAAUAUUACUUGAUACUGAAGAUCAAAUUAACGCAUUACAAUCCAAAGUAGGAGAUGCUAUUGACGUGUACAAAGAAGCGGCUUUUGUGAAUACAGACGAACUAUCGAAUUCAUCAUCGAGUCUUUUGGCCGAUAUUAAAGCAAACGAAGAUCCGAGACCUAAGGAAACGACAACUAUACAUUUAUCCAAAAUUUUACGGAGAGUUCAGUCCCUACAAGAAAAACUCAAGACCGGCCAUUUCCUUCACGGUUGUGGUGACCAGGCGGAAUAA
Molecule: messenger RNA, 1056 nt
Organism: Rhopalosiphum maidis (corn leaf aphid)
Lineage: Eukaryota; Metazoa; Arthropoda; Insecta; Hemiptera; Aphididae
Exons: 7
Coding region: 1-1056 (351 amino acids)
Source: RefSeq, a predicted model, not a curated record